AUGACUGUGGUCCGAGUAACCACUGACCUCAACAUCAAAUUCUCGAUUGAUCAAGUGUGUAACCAAUCUACAGUGUGGAGGUUUGAGGCCAAUGGGCAAGAGCCAGGGCCAUAUUUCGUGACACUUGGUGGAGUUGAAGGAAACCCUGGUCGUGAAACCAUAACCAACUGGUUUGCAAUUGAGAAAUUUGAAGAUGCCUACAAAAUUCAAUACUGUCCAAAUGUGUGUGAUACUUGUAGGGUUAUCUGUGGGGACAUUGGUGUUGUUGUUGACGAUGGAAGAAGACGUUUGGCUCUGAUUGAUCAACCAUUCAAGGUCAUCUUUAAGAAGGCCUAG
This is a messenger RNA of Ilex paraguariensis (yerba mate), 336 nucleotides long. The record is from the annotation of a GenBank genome assembly. NCBI's taxonomy places the organism in Eukaryota, Viridiplantae, Streptophyta, Magnoliopsida, Aquifoliales, Aquifoliaceae.